CCCCUGUAUUUGCAGAUCAAGAUGAUCUCAGGACCGGUCGUUCCAUGCAUCAUACACUGCAUAUAAAGGUAGGUUCCACAGGUUAUGAUACUUAGCGUCUCACUCAUUAUCCAGCCAUGUCUUCGCUGCGGCGCCCAUUUGUCACUGCACUACAAAAUGCAUCAUAUGGAAGAGUCACUCAAUCCUUACCUAUGCGCCUGUCCUCAUCGAUGUCAGUUGCGAUAACUACGCAAGGACACGAGGAACUCACUAUUCCACCAAUCUUUGACAUCUUUGACGCUCCGGUGCGCCUGGGAGAAUCUUCCGCACUUGUUAGACGAACGGCCACGAUAACUCGUAUCGCUGCUCUCGAACGCAACAAUGAAAAAUCAAGCAAUGCCGCUAGCAACUUCACUCGAGCUCAACAUUUUUCCUCACUACCUCCCCCCAUCCUAUUCGAUGGCCCUGCUCGCCCAGCAUAUUUAUUACCGCGAGCACUUGAAAAUCGUCACAAAAUACGGCAAUACCCAUCUCUAUCGCAUAACAGACAGGCACACACACCUUCAUCCCCUUUCAUAUCAACCUCAGAACCUAUAUAUGAAAUCUUUGAUGGACCUUCGCGAAAAGCCCGUUACAAAUACUCAACGUCGUCCUCACAGUCUUCAUCUCGGCCAUAUGUUUGCCUUGCUCUGGGUAUCUCUGGAGCCUUUGGCUGGUUGGCGAUGAAGGACCAGCUAGGCGAUGAAUAGUAGCAGGGAAUGGGAACGUCUUCAUAAGCAGGUGUCACAUUCUUGGCUAUGUUUGGGCUCGGAGCGAGUAUCGCUUCGCGCCAAGAUAUGUGCAU
Messenger RNA from Suillus fuscotomentosus, 823 nucleotides. RefSeq lists its product as uncharacterized. The record is from RefSeq and is a predicted model, not a curated record. Bases 117 to 728 code for a protein of 203 amino acids. Lineage: Eukaryota; Fungi; Basidiomycota; Agaricomycetes; Boletales; Suillaceae. The transcript is spliced from 2 exons.